Molecule: messenger RNA, 941 nt
Organism: Juglans microcarpa x Juglans regia
Lineage: Eukaryota; Viridiplantae; Streptophyta; Magnoliopsida; Fagales; Juglandaceae
Product: LOB domain-containing protein 22-like
Exons: 1
Coding region: 120-941 (273 amino acids)
Source: RefSeq, a predicted model, not a curated record
UCUGUUUCCAAACAAGUUUACCUUCCACCUCCUUCUUACUGCAAUACUGAUCUAUCAGAGCCUUCCUAAUAUAUAGUUUUCUUGCUUCUUGUGAAGGGCAUUGUACAUAUUAGCUAACCAUGUCUAGGCCAAGGGGUAGAGCUGAGGAGCCUAGUAGCAGCAAUUAUCGCCAUGCAUGCGCGAAGUGCAGGCACCAAAGGAAGAAGUGCGACAACACCUGUCUUAUGGCGCCGUACUUCCCAGUGCAUAUGGCCGAGAUUUUCCAAACGGUUCACAGAUUUUUUGGUGUCAGGAACGUGUCGAAGAUUCUCAUGAAUCUUGAUGUGCAGCACAGGGAACUGGCUACUGAGUCCAUCAAAUGGGAAGCCUCGAUAUGGAGGCAGAACCCUGUUCAUAGACCUUUGGGGAAAUACCGACAACUAGAGCAAGAACUUCAGUUGCUCAGGAAGCAACUGAUCACCCAAGAAAAGAUUUUGAACCAAUGGAGUAUUUAUAGUAGCAACCAAAGUAAAGUUGGAAUGAUGUUACCCAGUUUUGAGGGUGGUUUAAAUUCUGGUUUAACAUGUUCUUUACAAGGGGAACAAGAUAUUGAAAGCCAAGUAGUAUCUUGCACUGGAAUUCCUUAUAAAGGAAUUCCUUACAAUACUGAAGGUGGCCUUAUUCCAUUCCUAACAGUCCCAGUGCCAUCUUGUCAGCCAUUGCCACUGUCACGAAGCCAUGGUGAAAUUGAAUUUUGUAAUGAAAAGCUUCUACAGGGACAAGAUAGAGCAAGACAAUUAGGAAGAUGUGAAGCAGUAUGUCAGGAUCAUAUGAUUAUAGGAAACAAAGGAAAUAAUGGAAUAGGUUGUCUUGAAACUCUAUUCACUCAAGGGGUAGGUAACUUUGGAAUGGCUCAGCAGCCUCAGCCUGCUGUUGGCCCCUGCAGCAUGGGACAAGGGUAA